Molecule: messenger RNA, 914 nt
Organism: Suillus bovinus
Lineage: Eukaryota; Fungi; Basidiomycota; Agaricomycetes; Boletales; Suillaceae
Exons: 2
Coding region: 90-728 (212 amino acids)
Source: RefSeq, a predicted model, not a curated record
GUUCCUCCAACUCAUCCCAGAAUAAUGGGUCUUCGACUACUAGUCAAGGACUUAGUACUGGAGCACGAACUGGUCUAGCAUUUGGGAUAAUGUUUCUCUUAAUAUUCUGCGCAAUGCUAGUGUGUUACUUGAGGAAGCGAUCUCGUAGGGCUCGGGAGAGUGUCAAUUAUGGACCUACCCUUCUGUCCUCAGAAGUGAGUCAAUACCGUCCCCCCGACUCUGCUACAUCUCUAGAGAGAGAUCUUCCACGUCCGCCUCAACUGGAUACUGUAUCUCCUAAUUCACCUGAUAUCUCGCAUUCCUCUUCCCUCUCAGCAAUUUCAAGCGCCGCUCCCUUACUGAGCGAUAAUUCACAUCCAAGUUCACACCAUUACAGCGCAUUGUCGCAGGCAUCAGAUUCUCACCUGAUAGCUACUCAAAACGCGCCUAUUCUCCCAAAUCCCUACGACCCAUUCUCGGCACCCGCCCGCUCUGCGUCAUACAUAUCCACGGCUUCUUCUGUAACACAUUCGAUACCCCAUGGUGCUCUGAUUCCCGCGAGUGCUGCAAUGAUGGACAUAUUUGCUACGCCUGUGGCUGGUAGUUCAAGCAACAUCCAGCCCGAGCGCCAGCCUUCUGCGCUUCACACAGAUAUGACCCGACAUCAGAAACAACUUGAACUCGACCACAGGAAGCUGAGUCUUGAUGCUCAAGAGGCACAGGACCCUCCACCGCAAUAUCGUUCCUGACUGUAAUCACGGACUGUAAUGUGAUAAUUGAACACUUUCCCACUAUUUAGCUGUUCUCACAUAGAUACCAAUGUAUGACCUGAACUAGUAGUAGCAGCAAAGCUUGAGGUUUCAUUCGUAGCCUGUUUCUACUUGUUGUUUGCUGAUCGUUGUCUAUAUUCUUCUGGUUAUUUCAUGCAAGGACGG